Messenger RNA from Microdochium trichocladiopsis, 1313 nucleotides. RefSeq names its product PQ loop repeat-domain-containing protein. The transcript is spliced from 2 exons. NCBI's taxonomy places the organism in Eukaryota, Fungi, Ascomycota, Sordariomycetes, Xylariales, Microdochiaceae. Bases 104 to 1183 code for a protein of 359 amino acids. The record is from RefSeq and is a predicted model, not a curated record.
CUGAUACGCAGUGCCCAACCCGCACGUCGUCCCAAGCGCACAGCGCACAACGCCAUGUAGCAUCAAAAAUGAUGGUGCCGGCCAGCUCUCUCCCCACAUCACCAUGGACAACCCUGUCGCCGCCAACAUCCUCGGCACCGCCGGCGCCGUAUGCUGGUCUGUCCAGCUCAUCCCCCAGAUCAUCACAAACCACCGCCGCCACCACGCCGAUGGCGUCCAGCCCACCAUGAUGCUCCUCUGGGCCCUCGCCGGCCUGCCCCUCGGCGUCUACAACAUUGCCCAGGGCUUCAACGUCGCCCUCCAGGUCCAGCCCCAGCUGCUCACCUUUCUCAGCCUGGUCACCUGGGCGCAGUGCAAGUACUACGGGCCUGCCGCCGGCUCUCAGAAACGAGAUGAGGAAGAGGAGCAGGAGGUGGAGGCUGCUACUGACUCUGCUACUGCUGCUGGUUCUGCCCAUGUUCAUGGUCACAGUCGUGGCAACGUUGAUGAUGACCGUGCUGCUGAUGAUGUUGUCACCAGCCCUAACGUGGUCCGCCCACAUUCACCCAUCCCUUCCACCACCACCGCCAAUAUACCACCACGAACACCAGUCACCUCCCAUUCCCAGUCCACACCAGAAACGACGUCCCCCGAGAGCCACCGGCGCUGGCCGCUAUGCCCACACAUCCUCCUCGUAACCUCUGCCAUCGCCCUCGCCCUCGGCGGGAUACAGGCGGGCCUCGUCUUUGCUCUAAGGCACUACACCACCACCACCACCACCAGCAAUACCACCACCACAACAACCACAAAAGCCCCCCUGACGGCAUGGCCGUACACCCUCAUGGCCAUCCUCUCGGCCCUGCUCCUCAGCGCCGGCGUCCUCCGCCACUACUGGGACAUCUACACGACCCGCACCGUGCGCGGGAUAUCCUUCCUGUUCGUCGCCAUCGACGCCCUGGGCGACCUGACCUCCCUGCUCUCGCUCUUCUUCGAGGUCCGCCGCGGCACCCGGGACGCCGAAGCCCAGGGCCAGGGCACAAGCGAGGGCGUGGAUGUGCUCGGCAUCGUCAUCUACGGGUCCGAGCUCGUCCUUUGGAUCGGGGUCAUGGCUUGUGGCGUCGUCUUCAAUUUGAGGCCCUGGCUGCUGAGGCGCAAGAGGCGCGGACGAAGAAGGAGAGGAGAGGGCAACGCAGACAAAAGCUGAGGGAGAUAUUUGGUCAAAGCCGGCCGGGGUCGGGAUGCUUAUGCCACUCAUAAUCACUAAACAUCGAGAACUGCGGUGCGCCACACUUGUAUGCACUUCGGGGAGCACAUCAGUACCAUCAUCAUUGCUC